This is a messenger RNA of Sarcophilus harrisii (Tasmanian devil), 3378 nucleotides long. RefSeq names its product TNF receptor superfamily member 1B (gene TNFRSF1B). Bases 280 to 1671 code for a protein of 463 amino acids. NCBI's taxonomy places the organism in Eukaryota, Metazoa, Chordata, Mammalia, Dasyuromorphia, Dasyuridae. The record is from RefSeq and is a predicted model, not a curated record. The transcript is spliced from 10 exons. Gene Ontology annotation, molecular function: tumor necrosis factor receptor activity; tumor necrosis factor binding. Gene Ontology annotation, biological process: regulation of T cell cytokine production; positive regulation of oligodendrocyte differentiation; positive regulation of myelination. Gene Ontology annotation, cellular component: membrane.
AGGGCCAAGAAGAGGAGGAGGAGGAGAGUGUCCGGCGGCGGAGGAGAGGGGAGUGCCCGCGGACUGAUUCUAGCUUUCCGGGCGGGGUUGCGCGCUUGCACCGCCCCUGGAUCACCGAACUCUCCCGCCCCGUCUGGGUGCCUGCAGGCUCUGGUCCGGGCUGAAGCUUUCGCUUUCUGUCCAACGAACAACGCAGGGUGGCCCUUCCUAGACCCGGCCGCUGGGGAAGCCGCCUCCUUACCUUGCCGUGCUCCGCCCCGUUCCUCCGGGGACACCGGAAUGGAGCCAGCCGCCGUCCCCACCUGGAUAACUCUCGCCGUCGGAUUUCUGCUCUGGGCAUUGGGGGAUGCGGUGCCCGUCCAGGUAUCUCUUCCUUAUUCCCCACAAGUGAAGGGCAAGUGCGGAGAAAUUGAGUAUUAUAGUGACAAGAUCCAGAUGUGUUGUGACAAGUGUCCCCCAGGUCAACGGGUGUUGGAAUUUUGUACUAGAAACUCGAAUACUGUCUGUGGGGACUGUGAGGAGGACACCUACACGGAGGUCUGGAACUGGAUCAGGGAAUGCCACAGUUGUCGAAGACGCUGUAAUCGAGAUUUGGUGGAGACUCAGAACUGCACUAGAAGGGAAAACCGUAUGUGUGGCUGCAAGUCUGGAUCCUUCUGUGUGACGGGGAAUCAGGGCACUUGCCUACAGUGCCUCAAGUUUGCCAAGUGUCCUAGGGGCUCUGGAGUGGCCGAGCAAGGAACCUCGAAUUCAAAUGUGAAGUGUGUCCCCUGUGCCCCUGGAACCUUUUCAGACACCAUAUCAUCCACAGACACUUGCAAGCCCCACCGAGUAUGUCACUCAGUGGCUGUUCCUGGGAAUGCGACCUCAGAUGUUAUCUGCAAUGACAUGGUCCCUGUGACUACUACGGCAGAUACACCUCUCUCCAAGCCUCAGCCCAAGUUCAUGAAUCCCAUUAAGAACAAUGUAGGCACCUCUCCCCAACCCCAGCCACAACCGACCCUCCACCAGGUCAUUUCCAAUGACUCUACUCUUCCGCUUGGGUGGAUUUUAGGUCUGAUGGUCUUAAUUGUGCUACUCCUUGGUCUGGUUUCCUGCUUCACGUUUUCUCAGAGAAAAAAGAAACUAUUGUCCUGUAUCAAAGAGGAAACCAAAGUGCCUCACCCAACAGUUGAGAAGUCCCAGAGCUUUUUGGGCCACAAUGGAACAGAGCAGCAGAACCUGCUAGGCUCAGAGGCCACCUCCAGCAGCAACUCCCUGGACAGUAUGCUGAGCUCUGGGGAAACCAGGGAAUUCCAGGAGGCAAAGGGAGUGGAAAACCAUCCCCGCCAAGCUCCAAACUCAGAGAAAUCCAAGUGUGGCCAAGAAACCAGAGCUGGCUCCAUGGAUUCAGAACACUCCCAUGGUGGAGGGACCCAGGUCAACGUGACCUGCAUCGUCAACGUGUGUAACUCAGAUCAUACUUCCCAGUGUUCAUCACAGAGCAGCUGCCCUGACUUUGAAGCCAGGUCUUCUGGUUCCCCACGGAAUGAAGAUGUUCCCUUCUCCCAAGAGGAGAGCCCCAAGAAAGGCAAGCCAGGCUCCCAGAAUGUCCUGGACACCCUCCUGCCAGAUUUAGAGGAGAAGCCACUUCCCAUUGGGAUACAGGAUAUGGGCAUGAAAUUCAGUUAACGAGCUGGACCCUUUGUCUCUCCCUUACUGGAAGGAUCUAAGCAGAAGCUGGGUGACUUUGUCAGAACUCUCCAAGGGGUUGCUGUACUUUUUUGAGGUUCACCUUUUUUGGUGGGAUUGUGUUGCUCUUCUUGGGCCAGCCUCCAUCCUUCCAUGGGCCUUGCUCCUCCUAGGCCUGUCUCUUGACUUCUGAGAAGGGGUCAGAGAGAAGAAUAUGAAUGCCUUUGACUUGGUUUCUCCCCUUUCUCAAUUUCCUUAUCCUGCUUUGUCUUUUCCAAGAUGCAUCAUGGUUCCUGAGCUGGGUGCCAAGUACAUGUGGGUCUCUCUCUCUCUCUCUCUCUCUCUCUCUCUCUCUCUCUCAGUUCCACCGCUAAAGAACUUUGCAAUCUCGGCUCAGCCAUAUUUCCUAUCUGUGCCUUGGUUUCCUCAUCUGUCAGAAGAAGGAGAAGUACUAGAAGUCUACUUCUAGAUGCUAAAUUCUUGGUAAAUGAAGGAUACUCUUAGAUCUGUCUUCUCCACGAAGACUUCAUUUUAUCCUCAUAUUCCUCAGCUAGGCUGAGAGGAAGAGAUAGCUGGACAAUCCUGGGUCAGAGAUGGGAUUAAAACCUCUUGGCUUAUUAAAAAGUGUAAUACAGCAGAAAUACCAUGAAUUUGGAGUUAGAAGAAUUAGAUUCAAAUCAGGUUUUUUUUUUGCUAUUUAUUAGCUAUACAACCUCAGACAAAACUCUAGACCUCUCUGGACCUCAGUUUCCUCAUCUGUUCAACCAGAAGAUUGAUUAGAUAUCCUCAAAAUUUCUUCACAGUGUUAAAACUAUAAUUUUAUAAACUGUAGGGCCCUGCUGGUGGUGGUGGUAGGCAGGGAGUCCGUCUCAGACACUGAGAUUUCAGUGUCUUGGGAGAAUACUAAGAGGUUUAGGAUAGAAGUGAGAAGGGAACUUCUCAGACGCUCAUGUUGGGGAGAAAGGUUUGAUUUGGGGGUUGACUUUUGUGAUUCAAGAUCUAUGAUACUUGUAACCACCAUAGAAGGUCAGUGAUCAAGACAUUCUCGAACCUGCUCCCAUUACCCUCCCAUCUUGGAAACUCAUUUGGAUUUUACAAUCUGAAGAGAUCAUUAUAUGGUGUCUUGUCUUUAGCACUGACUCCUUUUAUUUAAGGAAUAUGGUAUAGGGCAAUGGAAUGAGUAAUCUGGAACCAAAGGGCCAGGUUAAAGCCUUGGCUCUGCUACUCAUUCCCUCCCUCUCUGGGCAAAUAACUUGCCCUCUCUGGGCCUGUUUCCUCAUCUGUAAAAUGACAGGGGUUGACUAGUUCACAUCUAGACCACCUUUCAGCUCUAAAUCUAUGACUCUGGGAGGAAACAAGAAUUGGAGCUUUUUAAGGCCCCAAGAGCCAUUCAAAAUCUACUACCUCAAAAUUGGGGGCCUAUCCUUGGCUCUGUACUUUUUGCUUCUCUUCCCUUCCUCUCUUACCUCAGCAUCCUGGGGCCCAGAAGAAACAACCGGGCCACAUUUAUGGCCCAAAGACCUGAAAUUUGUGUUGUGAGAAUUUGUAUAUUUGUGUGUGUUUGCUGGAAUUGUUUUCUGUUUAUGAGAGAGAGUGCUAAGCAGAAUGUCCUGUUCAUUUCUUUUUUUUCCCCUGAGGCAGUUGGGAUUAAGUGACUUGCCCAGGGUCACACAGCCAGGAGGUAUUAAGUGUCUGAGAUCACAUUUG